This is a messenger RNA of Vicia faba (fava bean), 885 nucleotides long. The record is from the annotation of a GenBank genome assembly. NCBI's taxonomy places the organism in Eukaryota, Viridiplantae, Streptophyta, Magnoliopsida, Fabales, Fabaceae.
AUGGGAUGCCUUUCUUCAAAACUUAUUAUAGCAAGAUCAAUCAGUUACCAUGAAGAGAGAAAUCAAAGAUCCAAUAGUGUUCCUUUGCUUGAAGAUUUAAUCAGCUCAACUAGUGGUAAUGGUGACCACUACCUUUCUCUUCUCUGCACAGCAAACAAAGUAUCCAAUAAUUUGCAUUCUAAGAGCUUAAGCUCCAACACUAGUUCAAAAAUUUCUAUUGAGCCAGAAAGUUCUGAGGUUAUUGAGAAGUUGGAACAGGAGAAUUUAUCUGGUUUUGAAGAAAAAGAUGACUUGGGAUCUAAGGAUGCUCUAGGUAAUAGGAGUUUUCACACCGUUGAAGAAUUUGAUGAUAUGGUUAAUAGAAUUUGGUUGAAGGAAGCCCAAAUUGUGCGACCAAGUGAGUUUAAUAAUGAAGAAGAUUAUGAUGAUGGUUCAAUAAUCAAAAUGGACAUUCAGGAUCAAGAUUCUUCUUCCAUCGAGAAAAUGCAAGCAUUAUGGUUAACCAAGAAUGAGGAAGUGUUUCAAAGUCAUAAAACAAGAAUGCUUGAGAAGGGAAAUAAGAGGAAGGCUAUAGCAAAUAGACUAGAAUCUCUUAGAAUUCCAUCCAAUAUUGAAUCUCCAGCCAAUGCUAGUCUUAAAGAAUGGCUUCCUGCAGAUGGAAUCUACUCUCCUGGAUCCUAUGUUACGCCAAAAUUUGGAAGCUAUUCUUCAACAAACAUUCGGAAUGAAAGUGAAUCUAACGAGGAUUCUAUAUUUAGUCCAGAGUUAGUAUCUGCUUUUGAACAGUGUAUGCAAAAGCUUGAAGCAGAGGAAGAAAACAUUUUGAAACAAAUUCUAGAGACUGUGGGAGAAGAAGAAAUUGAUGAAGGAAUCAUGCAGACCUAA